AUGCCUCACAACAGACCUUGGAUAGUCAAAAUACAAGCUCAUCCCGGCUCUACGGCUGCGGAGAUUCACAAUGAACCAGAUUGGGUUGCUGGUCACCAGCACAGAGUUGGCUUCAGAGACCGGAACAACCGAUUGCCAGGAAUAACUCACAAAGCUGAUGAGCAUAGAGAACAUGUGUCACGGGAGAAGCAGAAUCAUCUCGCUAUGCAACAGAAGGCCAAGAGUGGAGAGUUAGUCAACUUUCGCGACCUAAUCGAAAAUCAAGAGGACUUCCACUUAAGAUACCCCCAGAACCGCUCACUGGGUUGGAGAUACGUCCUCAAUGCUACUGAAGAUUGGGUGAAGAACAAGGAGCAAUGGCCGGCAAAUCCCAAGAAGAAGGAACAGGACGAAGAGAAGAGGGAGCAGGAUGAAAAGAACAAAAAGGACGAAGGAAGUCAAAAGCCUGACUCCAGCCAACAAGAGCAUGAGUGGAAUCGCUCUUCUGAUAAGGGAAAACAUCAUGAUGCGUACGCGAAAAACAACAAGAACAAUGAGGGUCAAGAUAAAUCCACCAACGGGGAUCAGAAGAAGCCGCAGCUUUCGGACAAAUAUUCACCUGCAGAGAUAGCCCUUCUUCGAGCCCUUGAGUAUGAAAAGGACUACAUCACGCAACUCAAAGGAAAUGAUGGGGAUAGGAUAUCACCUCAGCACAAGAAUAUGACGCAAAUUUCCAUCGACGAGCAAGACCAAUUCAGAAAACACCCUCUCAACGCAGAACCUCCCUUAUCUCGUCUAUAUGACGCCGGUUUAAUCACACCCAACGAGCUACACUAUGUGCGAAAUCACGGCCCCGUGCCAAGGAUGCUGUGGGAAUUUCAUGAGCUGGAGAUUACAUACAAUGGGAACACACAGAAGCUCUCUAUGGAUAAGCUCAAGGAGUUUGCGACAAUCAACAUUGCCGUGGCACUCGCGUGUGAUGGAAACAGACGCAAGGAGCUCAACAUGAUCAAGAAGAGCAAAGGCUUCAGCUGGGGUGCUGGAGCUACUAGCUGUGCAUACUGGAAAGGCCCUCUUCUUCGAGAUGUGCUUCUCGCGCACGGCGUCCCCGAAACACCGCCAGGCCUGGGAAGUGUUCGAUACUGGGUCAACUUCGAAGGCGCCGAUGAUCUAAGUGAGGGGAAAUAUUCGACCUGCAUUCCGUUUGAGCAUGCCAUGUCUCCCAAUAACGACGUCAUAUUGGCUUGGGAGAUGAACGAUGUUCCUCUGCCUCCUGACCAUGGAUAUCCCGUUCGCGUUAUUAUUCCCGGAUAUGUUGGCGGAAGAAAUGUCAAGUGGUUGAAGAAGAUCUGGAUCAGUGACAAGGAAAAUGACUCUUAUUAUCACAUCUGGGACAACAGAGUUCUUCCCUCUUUUGUCACUGAGAAAGACGGUCCUUUUGCAGAAGCGCUGUUUAGACACCCUGAUACUGCUUGCAAUGAGCAGAAUCUCAACUCGGUCAUUGCUAAGCCUGCGCAAGGUGAAGAAAUCCCUUUAAGCAACAUCAAGAACGGAGGUAAUUAUCGCAUCGAGGGCUAUGCCUAUGACGGUGGAGGCCAUCAAGUCCAACGCGUCGAAGUCUCUCUCGAUGGUGGUGAAACGUGGCUCUACUGCAUGCGCACAUUCCCUGACUAUCCGAUUCGUCAUGGGAAUAAGUUCUGGACGUGGCUUCACUGGCAUGUUGACGUUGAAUUAUCGCACGUCCUCCGCUCGAAGAGUAUCAUGGUUCGUUGCUUCAACGUGUUCAAAAACACACAGCCCAGGGAGCCAAAUUGGAAUAUCAUGGGUAUGAUGAACAAUUGUUGGUACACCGUACUUCCUGAAAUCAUCGAGGACAGUGGAUCAGAUACGCCAGCUAUUCUGUUCCGACAUCCUGCUGAACCAGGGACGGGAAAAGGCGGAUGGAUGAAACCAAGUGUGGAAAACCAGAUGGCCGAGGUGAAACAACAAGCCGGCGCACCUCAGAAGGAAUUCACUCGCGAAGAGAUUGAGAAGCACAAUACCCAAGAUGACUGCUGGCUUGUAGUCGAUGGUAAGGUCUACGAUGCUACGAGUGUACUAGAUUGGCACCCUGGAGGCAUAGCUUCUAUCCUUGGCCAUGCGGGAAAGGUGCACCAAGAGACGAGUGAUGAAUUUGCCAGCAUCCAUGAUGAAUAUGCUUACAAAAAGCUCAAAGAGUGUGCUCUUGGGAUAGUGACCGAGAAAGCAGCCAACUUCAUCAAACAAAAUGCAGAGGCCGCGGCCAAAGAAGCCAGUGAGACGAGUGACAAAGAUGAGCAUCUAGCGCUGGAGAAACAUCGAUGGAUUCCAGUCAAAUUGGUCGAUCGUAAGGAUCUCUCGAAAGACACAAGGGCUUAUACCUUUCAACUUCCAGAAGGUAAACCCAUUCUCGGCCUUGGAACAUGUCAACACGUCCAGAUUGGCUUCCAUAUGCUAGACCGGAUGCUCAUUCGAUCAUACACGCCCACCAAGCCUCUUCUUCCAGCACCAGGCGGGGGUCAGGAGGUAGACAGUAACAAAAAGGCACUUCAGGACGGAGACGGCACAUUUGAACUCACAGUCAAAACAUACUUUCCCGAUGAGAGUCAACCCGGUGGCGCCUUAUCCAACAUUCUAGAUUGCAUGCCCAUCGGUCAAGAAGUCGAACUCCGCGGCCCAACAGGCGAAAUCAUCUACAAUGGGAACGGAAACUUCACCAUCGAGAACCAAGAACGUCACUUCGACCGCGUGUCCCUCGUCCUGGGUGGUUCUGGUAUAACACCAGGCUACUCCCUCCUCGCUCGAAUCCUCUUAUCCAGCGGUGACAAAACAAAGAUUCGAGUCGUAGACGCUAACAAAACCGAAGCUGAUAUACUCUUGAAGGAUGAACUAGAUGAGUUUGAGAAAACAUCUAAUGGGCAGUUGGAGGUUACUCAUGUGCUUAGUCAUGCCGGUGAUGGAUGGAAAGGAAAGAUAGGGCAUGUGAAUGAGAAUAUUAUCAAGGAGAGUCUGUUUGAACCGUCAGAGAAGAGUGCUGUCUUUCUUUGUGGGCCGCCGGCCAUGAUACAGAAGGCUGCUCUGCCGGCGUUGAAAGAUUGGGGCUUUGUCGAGGAUGAGAAUAUGUUUGGUUUCUGA
Molecule: messenger RNA, 3132 nt
Organism: Fusarium sp. VM40
Lineage: Eukaryota; Fungi; Ascomycota; Sordariomycetes; Hypocreales; Nectriaceae
Source: the annotation of a GenBank genome assembly